GGAAGUGAUGUAAGAAAGAAUGGGAAGUGAUGUAAUUCAAAGACGUUAUAGAAGGGAAACUGAGAAAGUUCUGAGGGAGAGAAGAACGAGGUGGAGAGGAGACAUCACUGGAUUACACAGAGGAGGUGGACAGUACUUUUAGAAUUUAAAUACAUUGGAGAGACAUCUUAUUAUAUCUCCAGGCUGUACUGCGGAAGAUAGUGAUAUUGCACAAUGUUCUCUAAAAGUAACAUUCUACUGGUUGCCAACAUCAAUGGAUCGUCUAAUCCUGAGGAAUCUUCUGAUAAAUCCCAUACUAUGACCUCAGAUAUCCAUCUAUCCCAUACUAUGACAUCACAUCUCCAUCUAAAAUCAACGGAUCCUUCCAAUCCCGAAGAACCUUCUCAUAAAUUCCAUACUAUGACUUCAGAUGUCCACCUAAGAUCAAUAGAUCCUUCGAAACGUGAGGAACCUUCUGAUAAAUCCCAUACUAUGACUUCAGAUGUUUAUCCAUCCCAUACUAUGACAUCAGAUGUCCAUCUAAAAUCAACGGAUCCUUCCAAUCCCGAAGAACCUUCUCAUAAAUUCCAUACUAUGACUUCAGAUGUCCAUCUAAGAUCAAUGGAUCCUCUUAAAGUUGAGGAAUCUUCUGAUAAAUCCCAUACUAUGACAUCAGAUGUCCAUCUAAGAUCAAUGGAUCCUCUUAAAGUUGAGGAAUCUUCUGAUAAAUCCCAUACUAUUACAUCAGAUGUCCAUCUAAGAUCAAUGGAUCCUUCUAAUCCUGAGAAACCUCAUAAAUCCCAUACUAUGACUUCAGAUGUCCAUCUAAGAUCAAUGGAUCCUCUUAAAGUUGAGGAAUCUUCUGAUCAAUCCCAUACUAUGACAUCAGAUGUCCAUCUAAGAUCAAUGGAUCCUAUUAAAGUUGAGGAGUCUUGUGAUAAAUCCCAUACUAUGACAUCAGAUGUUCAUCUAAGAUCAAUGGAUCCUCUUAAGGUUGAGGAAUCUUCUGAUAAAUCCCAUACUAUGACAUCAGAUGUCCAUCUAAGAUCAAUGGAUCCUCUUAAAGUUGAGGAAUCUUCUGAUAAAUCCCAUACUAUUACAUCAGAUGUCCAUCUAAGAUCAAUGGAUCCUUCUAAUCCUGAGAAACCUCAUAAAUCCCAUACUAUGACUUCAGAUGUCCAUCUUAGAUCAAUGGACACUUCAAAUCCUGAGGGAUCUUCUGAUAAAUCCCAUACUAUGACAUCAGAUGUCCAUCUAAGAUCAAUAGAUCCUCUUAAUGUUGAGGAAUCUUCUGAUAAAUCCCAUACUAUGACUUCAGAUGUCCAUCUAAGAUCUUACAGUCCUGAAGGCUCAACAGAUCCAUCCGAUCCCCAGAUAUCCUCUUUAAGCCAUGAGGAAGCUCACACAAGAAGGAGCUCAUUGUCAUGUUUGGUGUGCGGGAAAACCUUCGCUAAAAAAAAAUAUCUUCUUGAGCACCAGAAAUCUCACAAGAUUAAGCGUUCUUAUUCAUGUUCAGAGUGCGGGAAAUGUUAUACCAGGAAAAGAAGCCUCGUUGUACAUCAGAGAAUUCACACUGGUGAGCUUCCCUUUUGCUGUUCAGAGUGCGGAAAAUGUUUUUCUGAGAAAAGCAGCCUUCUGAAACACCAAAGAAUUCACACCGGUGAACGUCCCCAUUCAUGUUCAGAGUGUGGAAAAUGUUUUUCUGCGAAAGGCUGUCUUCUGAAACACCAAAGAAUUCACACCGGUGAACGUCCCUAUUCAUGUUCAGAGUGUGGAAAAUGUUUUUCUGCGAAAGGCUGUCUUCUGAAACACCAAAGAAUUCACACCGGUGAACGUCCCUAUUCAUGUUCCGAGUGUGGAAAAUGUUUUCUUAAAAAACAAAAACUUCUUGCACACCAGAGAACUCACACCGGUGAGUGUCCCUUUUGCUGUUCAGAGUGCGGAAAACGUUUUUCUGACCAAGGAAACCUUCGUAAACACCAGAAAAUUCAUACCGGCGAACGUCCCUUUUCAUGUUUAGAGUGCGGAAAAUGUUUUUCUGACCAAGGAAACCUUCGUAAACACAUAAGACAACACACUGGUGAGUUUCCCUAUUCAUGUUCGGAGUGUGGGAAAAGUUUUCACCGUAAAGAAUCCCUUCUUGUACACCAGAGAAUUCACUCGGGUGAUCGUCCUUAUUCAUGUUCAGAGUGCGAGAAAUCUUUCACUGCCAGGGAAACCCUUGUUAAACACCAGAUAAUUCAUUCAGGUGUGCGUCCUUAUUCAUGUUCAGAGUGCGGGAAAUGUUUCAUGUUAAAAGGAGACCUUGUUAAACACCAGAGAAUUCAUACGGGUGAGCGUCCUUAUUUUUGUUCAGAAUGCGGGAAAUGUUUCACCUUAAAAGGGAACCUUGUAUCUCAUCAGAGAACUCACUCAGGUCAGCGUCCUUAUUUAUGCACGGAGUGCGGGAAAUGUUUCACCUUAAAAGGGAACCUUGUAUCUCAUCAGAGAACUCACUCAGGUGAGAGUCCUUAUUUAUGUACGGAGUGCGGGAAAUGUUUCGCUGUGAGGCACACUCUUCUUGCACACAUGACAAAACACAACUCGGAGCAUCCAAACAACUUUCAGACUGUGAUAGAUGUUGUACAGAUCACAUAUGUCCAUCUAAGAUCAAUGGAUCCUCCUAAACUUGAGGAAUCUUCUGAUGAAUCCCAUACUAUGACUUCAGAUGUCCACCUAAGAUCAAUAGAUCCUUCUAAUCCUGAGGAACCUUCUGAGAAAUUCCAUACUAUGACCUCAGAUGUCCAUCUAAGAUCAAUGGGUCCUUCUAAUUCCAAGGAAUCUUCUGAUAAAUCUCAUACUAUGACUUCAGAUGUCCAUCUAAGUUCUCACAGGGCUGACCGAUCAACAGAUCCAUCCGAUCCCCAGAAACCCUCUUUAAGCCAUGAGGAAGCUCACACAGGAGGAAGCUCAUUGUCAUGUUUGGUGUGCGGGAAAACAUUCACUAGGAAAAAAGCACUUCUUAAACACCAGAAAUCUCACAAGAUUGAGCGUCCUUCAUGUCCGGAGUGUGGAAAAAGUUUUUCUAAUAAAGAAAACCUUGUUGUACACCAGAGAAUACACACCGGUGAGCGUCCCUUUUCCUGUUCGGAGUGCGGAAAAAGUUUUUCUGAAAAAGGAAGCCUUCAGAAACAUCUGAGAAUUCAUACAGGUGUGCGUCCCUUUUUCUGUACAGAGUGCGGGAAAUGUUUUUCCAGUAAAGUAUGCCUGCGUAACCACCAGAGAACUCAUACGGGUGAGCGUCCCUUCUCCUGUUUAGAGUGCGAAAAAUGUUUUUCUGACCAAGGAUACCUUAUUAGACACCAGAGAACUCAUACGGGUGAGCGUCCCUUUUCCUGCUUCGAGUGCGGAAAAUGUUUUUCUGAUCAAGGAAACCUUCGUAAACAUGAAAGAAAUCACAGCGGUGUGUGUCCCUAUUCAUGUUCAGAAUGUGGAAAAAGCUAUUCCAGGAAAGAACUUCUUCGUAUACACCAGAGAACUCACUCAGAUGAGCGUCCUUAUUCAUGUUCAGAGUGCGGGAAAUCUUUCUAUUCUAAACCACAACUUGGUACUCAUCGGAGAACUCACUCAGACGAGCGUCCUUAUUCGUGUUCAGAGUGCGGGAAAGGUUUCCACAAAAAAGGAGGCCUUAUUAGACACCAGAGAAUUCAUACAGAUCACAUAAGUCCAAUCGAAGAGAAGACCGCCCCAGACGUAUUUCGUCAAAUGUACAGCGGCUUUUUUCGGGUGGAACUGUUCAGUCCAUCGAACACCUGGAGGAUGAUAAAGGAGUUUAUAAUGGGGGACAUCCUGGGAAAAAUCAUGUUUCAGUUAGAGGUGGAGCUCAUCAGGCUGAGCCUUCUGUUGGCUCCUGUUUCUUGGAGAGUCAAAUGGUGGGAUGAGCCUGAUAUAGGUUCUGCCACCACUUUACGAUCAAAAAAUCCAUCCAAUCCCCAGAAAUCCUAUUCAAGCCAUGAGGGAGCUCACACAGGAGGGAGCUCAUUGUCAUGUUCGGAGUGCGGAAAAUAUUAUUCUAAUAAAGGUAACCUUGUUGUACACCAGAGAAUUCACAAGGGUGAGCAUUCUUAUUCAUGUUCGGAGUGUGGAAAAUGCUUCUAUAGGAAAGAUAAAUUUGUUGCACACCAGAGAAUUCACAAGGGUGAGCGCCCUCAUUCAUGUUCGGAUUGCGGUAAGAGUUUUACAAGGAAAGAAUCCCUUCUUGUACACCAGAAACGUCAUACAGGAGAACAUUCUUUUCCCUGUUUAGAGUGCGGGAAAUAUUUUUCUAGUAAAGAAUACCUUCUUAUACACAAGAGACUUCACACAGGUGAGCGUCCCUUUUGCUGUUCAGAGUGCGGAAAAGGUUUCCCUGACAAAGCGAGCCUCGUUAGACACCAAAGAAAUCACACUGGUGAGCGUCCCCAUUCAUGUUCGGAAUGCGGGAAAUCUUUUAUUUCGAAAGUAAAUCUUCGUAAUCACCUGAGAACUCAUACAGGCGAACGUUCCUAUUCCUGUUCAGAGUGCGGAAAAUGUUUUGCUAAACAAGGAAACCUCCUUAGUCACCAGAGAAUUCACACGGAGGAGCGUCCCUUUUCCUGUUCAGAGUGUGGGAAAAGUUUUUCUGCUAAAGGAAACCUUCUGAAACACCGAAGACUUCACACUGGUGAGCGUCCCUUUUCAUGUUUAGAGUGCGGCAAAAGUUUUUCACAAACAGGGUCUCUUCUUACGCACCAGAGACUUCAUACAGGCGAGUGUCCUUUUUCCUGCUUAGAGUGCGGCAAAUCUUUUUCCGACAAAAGAAACCUUCUUAAACACCAGAGAGUUCACACGGGUGAGCGUCCCUUUUCCUGCUUAGCGUGCGGAAAGUGCUUUUCUGAACAAGGAAACCUUCGUAAACAUGAAAAACGUCACGCUGGAAAGCAGUCUAGUGAGCAUCCUUAUUCAUGUUCAGAGUGCGGGAAAUCUUUCACCUCCAAAGAAGGCCUUUUUGAGACGUAUGUGAUGGGCGAUCAGCAAUGUAUGAAGGAGGGCGAGGUUAUGGAUACCAAUAAAAGGGAGGAAUCUUCUCCAGAUAUCAGCUCAAUUAAAGCAAUGAAAACACGAUGGAAAGCAAUGCGUGACAACUUUAGGAGAGAAUAUAAAAAGCAGAAGCUCAGAAAAAGUGGUUCAGGCGGGAAAACCUCUCGAACGUACUGCUAUUAUAAAGAACUGAUGUUUUUGAAGCCCCUCAUGGGGCUGAAAGAGCCUCAAAGCAACAUGGACUCUGAGAGUGACAACGAACUUAAUGAAAUGCAGGUUCCAGAAGAACCACAAGAUGUGGAAGAGCCCCAACCGCUUUUUGAGGGCGAUGAGGAUGACACCCCAGAAAUUUCAUUAACAACCCCCGAGCCCGAGUCGACGACACAAUGCAAAAAAUCAAAAAAGAGAAACGUUCGAGAGCAGGCUCAGGAAUUUGUGGAUGUGUUCAAAAAAAUAAUAGAUACCCGGCAAAGGGACCCUUUUGAAAGCGAGGCCUUUGCGAAAAGUUUGAUUCCACAAAUGGAUCGCGUCGAUCCAUCAUUGGGUGAAGAACUGAUUGCUAUAAAAGCCGAGGUGAAGAAAGAAGAAGAAGAAGAGAUGUAUGUGACGGGGGAUCAGCAAAGUAUGAAGGAGGAUGUGUUUAUGGUGACAAUAAAAGAGGAGGAAUCUUCUCCGGAUAUCAGUUCAACAGGUGGACAGUAUUUUUGCAAGCUAAAUACAUCGGAGAGACGUCCUGUUAUAUCUCCACAUUGUACUGCAAAAGACAGUGACAUUGUACAUUGUUCUCCACAAGGAACAUUUUACUGGAUGGCAACAUCAACGGAUCCUUCUAAUCCUGAGGAACCUUCUGAUAAAUCCCGCACUAUGACCUCAGAUGUCCAUCUAAGAUCAAUGGGUCCUUCUAAUCCUGAGGAACCUUCUGAUAAAUCCCAUACUAUGACCUCAGAUGUCCAUCUAAGAUCAAUGGGUCCUUCUAAUCCUGAGGAACCUUCUCAUAAAUUCCAUACUAUGACUUCAGGUGUCCAUCUAAGACAAAUGGAUCCUUCUAAAUCUGGCGAAUCUUCUUAUAAAUUCCAUAGUAGGACUUCAGAUGUCCAUCUAAGAUCAAUGGGUCCUUCCAAACCUGAGGAACCUUCUGAUAAAUCCCAUACUGUGACCUCAAAUGUCCAUCUACGUUCUCACAGUGCUGACCAAUCAACAGAUCCAUUCAAUUCCCAGAAAUCCUCUUCGAGCCAUGAGGAAGCUCACACAGAAGGGAGCUCAUUAUCAUGUGAAGUGUGCGGGAAAUCAUUCACUAAGAAAAAAGCACUUUUUAAACACCAGAAAAUUCACAAGGGCGAGCGUCCUUAUUCGUGUUCGGAGUGCGGAAAAAGUUAUUCUGACAGAAGAAACCUUGUUAUACACCAGAGAAUUCACACAGGUGAGCGUCCCUUUUCCUGUUCGGAGUGCGGGAAGUGUUUUUCCAAGAAAGAAACGCUUCUUAUACACCAGAGAAUUCACACGGGCGAGCGUCCCUUUUCCUGUUCGGAGUGCGGUAAGUGUUUUUCUCAACAAGGAUGCCUUCGUAAACACCAAAGAAGUCACACCGGUGAGCGUCCCUAUUCGUGUCCGGAUUGCGGGAAAAGUUUUUCAAAGAAAGUAUCUCUUUUUACACACCAGAGAAGUCACACGGGCGAGCGCCCCUUCUCCUGUUUGGAGUGCGGAAAAUGUUUUACCGACCAAGGAAACCUUCGUAAGCACCAGAGAAUUCAUUCGGGCGAGCGUCCCUUUUGCUGUUUGGAGUGCGGAAAAUGCUUUUCUGAGCAAGGAAACCUUCAUAAACACCAAAGAAAGCACACUGGCGAGCGCCCCUUUUCUUGUGCAGAGUGCGGGAAAUGCUUUUUCCAGAAGAAACAGCUUCAUCUGCACCAGAGAAGUCACUCCGGGGUUUAUCCUUUUACUUGUUCAGAGUGCGGAAAACAUUUGGCCACAAAAGAAAAUCUUAUUAAGCACCAGAGAGUUCACUCAGGCGAGCGUCCUUAUUCGUGUUCAGAGUGUGGAAAAUGUUUGACUACGAAAGAGAACCUUGUUAACCACCAGAGAAUUCACUCAGGCGAGCGUCCUCAUUCAUGUUCCGAGUGCGGGAAAUCGUUCACUCGGAAGGAACACCUCGUUAGACACCAGAGAAUUCACUCGGGUGAGCGUCUCUAUUCGUGUUCAGAGUGCGGGAAAUGUUUGACUACCAGAGAAACCCUUGCUUUGCACCAGGAAACUCACUCAGGUCAGCGUCCCCAUUCAUGUUCGGAGUGCGGGAAAUGUUUCACCACGAAAAAAAACCUUAUUAACCAUCGGAGACGUCACUCGAGUGAGCGUCCUUAUUUAUGUACGGAGUGCGGGAAAAGCUUUCCUCAGAAACACUUACUUCUUGCCCACAUGGCAAAACACAGCUUGGAGAAUCCAAACAACUUGCAGACUGUGGUAAAUGUUGUACAGAUCACAGGUGAAGAACUGAUUGAUAUAAAAGCCGAGGUGAAGAAGGAAGAAGAAGAAGAGACGUAUGUGACGGGUGAUCAGCAAUGUAUGAAGGAAGAUGUCAUUAGGGUGACAAUUAAAGAGGAGGAAUCUUCUCUAGAUGUUACAUUUUAUCAGUUGGCAACAUCAACGGAUCCUUCUAAUCCUGAGGAAUCUUCUGAUAAAUUCCAUACUAUGACUUCAGAUGUCCAUCUAUCCCAUACUAUGACCUCAGAUAUCCAUCUAAGAUCAAUGGAUCCUUCUAUUCCUGAGUCUUCUUCUCAUAAAUCCCAUACUAUGACUUCAGAUGUCCAUCUAAGGUCAAUGGGUCCUUCUAAUCUUAAGGGACCUUCUGAUGAAUCCCAUACUAUGACCUCAGAUAUCAACAGAUCCAUCCAAUCCCCAGAACUUCUUCCUCAAGCCAUGAUGGAGCUCAUACAGGAUGGGAGCUCAUUGUCCUGUUUGUUGUGUGGGAAAACAUUCGCGAAGAGAAGAGGACUUCUAGGACCACCUGAAAAACUCACAAGGGUGAGCGUCCUCAUUCGUGUUCGGAGUGCGGAAAAUGUUAUUCUAAGAAAGAAAGCCUUGUUCUACACCAGAGAGUUCACACGGGAAAGGAACCCUUCUUGCACAUCAGAGGUUUCAUACGGGGCGAGCGCCGUUUUUUCCUGUUUAGAGUGCGGGAAAUGUUUUUUCAGUAAAGGAUCCCUUCUUACACACCAGAGAAUUCACACGGGUGAGCGUCCCUUUUCCUGUUUAGAGUGCGGAAAAUGUUUUCCUGACAAAGGAUACCUUCUGAAGCACCAAAGAAGUCACACUGGUGAGCGUCCGUAUUCAUGUUCGGAUUGCGGGAAAAGUUUUUCUAAGAAAGGAACCCUUCUUACACACCAGAGAAGUCACACGGGCGAGCGUCCCUUCUCCUGUUCAGAGUGCGGAAAAUGCUUUUCUGACCAAGGAAACCUUCGUAAACACCAGAGAAUUCACACGGGCGAGCGUCCCUUUUCCUGUUUAGAGUGCGGAAAAUGUUUUUCUGAUCAAGGAAACCUUCAUAAACACCAAAGAAAGCACACUGGCGAGCGUCCCUAUUCGUGUUCGGAGUGCGGAAAAUGUUUUUCCAGAAAAAAACAGCUUCUUCUACACCAGACAAAACACUCAGGGGAGCAUCCUUUUUCGUGUUUAGAGUGCGGAAAGUGUUUGACCUCGAAAGACAAUCUUAUUAAUCACCAGAGAGUUCACUCGGGUGAGCGUCCUUAUUCAUGUUCCGAGUGCGGGAAGUGUUUGACCACGAAAGAAAAUCUCGUUCACCACCAGAGAAUUCACUCAGGGGAGCGCCCCUUUUCUUGUCCAUCGUGCGGGAAGUGUUUCACCAAAAAAGGGGCCCUUGUUAGACACCAGAGAAUUCACUCGGGGUGAGCGGGCCGUUUUCGUGUUCAGAGUGCGGGAAAUGUUUCGUUAUCAAAGAAAGCCUUGUUUUCUCACCAGAAAAUUCACACGGGGGAUCGUCCUUAUUCCUGUUCAGAGUGCGGGAAAGGUUUCACCAUGAAAAAAACCCUGGUCAAUCACCAGAGACGUCACUCGAGUGAGCGUCCCUAUUUAUGUACAGAGUGCGGGAAAUGCUUCAUUCAAAAGCACUCCCUUCUUGCGCACAUGGCGAUAAGACACGUCUCAGAGGAUCCGAACAACUUUCAGACUGUGAUAGAUGUUGUACAGAUCACAUAAGUCUAAUCGGAGAGAAGAUGCCCGGUGGCGCGUUUCGUCAAAUGGACGACGGCUUUUAUCUGGUGGAACUGUUCGGUUCAUAGAACAUCUGGAGGAAAAAAAAUGAUUAUAUAAUGGGGGGCAUCCUGACAAAAGUCAUGUUUCAUUUAGAGGUGGAGCUUAUCAGGUUAUCAGUCUUCUCUUGAGACUCCAAAUGGUGGGAUGAGCCUCCUAUAGUCCAUCCCAACCACAAACGUUGCCGUAUCCUCAUUCUUUUUUUUUUCGAUUUUGCAUGCUAUAGAUUGAAAAUACACCAUGGAGAUCGGUAGCCCCUCGUAAAAGCCUUCUGACCCAUUAACUCAAUAAAAUAAGCCUCCCAGUGAACACUUGUAGCCCCAUAAGCCUCCGAUUUUCUGCAAGGAACUGGGGGUAGGGAUUGGCCCAAGCAGGUCAAUCACAUCAAAGUAGACUGAAAACUAAGGGUGUAGUUUCAUAGACGUCCUCAGGGGUGUGCCUGGGUACACCCUAAUCACCCCGUACGCCAGUGUAUCAUCCAGUGUACAGAAGUGUGUGGGGCACAUGACUUCGAUGGAAAAGGGUUUUGACAAAUCAUGUGAAACACGUCAACCUCGUCCUUCCUCUUUCCUGCCUGUACCCGUCCAGUGCUUUUAUGAUUUUUAAUAAAGUGUUUGAAUUGCUA
This is a messenger RNA of Rana temporaria (common frog), 9904 nucleotides long. RefSeq lists its product as uncharacterized. Gene Ontology annotation, biological process: negative regulation of transcription by RNA polymerase II. The transcript is spliced from 14 exons. The record is from RefSeq and is a predicted model, not a curated record. The coding region runs from base 214 to 8919 and encodes 2901 amino acids. Gene Ontology annotation, molecular function: DNA-binding transcription repressor activity, RNA polymerase II-specific. Lineage: Eukaryota; Metazoa; Chordata; Amphibia; Anura; Ranidae.